GCAACGUUUAACAAGCUUAACUGGCGCGGCGCGCGUUCGUCGCGAUAAAGUUUAUGUAAUUGAAAAUUGUAAAAGUUUAGCUGCAAAGUUUUUAUGAAAUCCAAAGAAUGCAAAUGCGAUAGUUAAAAGCGAAAUGAUAACUAAUUACUAUUGCAUAAUUAUCAAUAUUUAAUUGGUGCCGAAUUUUGAAUGCCGCCUACAUCGGUGCAACAGUUAAUCAAUAAGUGUUCAGUGUUCAAAUUGAAAGCAGAAAUUCAUGCACGCGCACACAUAUACAUAAAAAGCCACAGUGCAACAUAGUAUUUGUGCUGCACAAACGAGCGUAAGCACCAAAAUGCCAAAGUCAUCGACGCCACCAGCCGCUCAGCUGCAUCUGUCCACAUUGUCACAGCGACAGCCUUUCAAACGCCUACUCGCCACAGUGUUGCUGCUUUGCUGCCUGCAAUUGUUGCACAUCAACUGCCAUGCCCUACUACUCAAGUGUCCACUUUAUCAAAUGCGCCUACAGAAAAUUGUUGGCUUCCGGCCGCCACUGGAAUAUCUAACCGAACAAAACCUCAUCUACGCGCCGACGUAUAAUUUCAAGGAUCGCAAUCGCCACAGACGCGAAAGUUACAGCGUUGUAGGUGCGACAGAUGGUCAAAGUCACGAACUGGCGAUAGCCUGCGAAACCGCGAGCGCCAUUUGUUGGCGUUUAUGUAAUGAGGACAGCGAUUGUAUUGCCUAUGUCCAUCUGCUGGACACGAACCAAUGCUAUGGCUAUACGUACUUUGACCGUCAGCCACGCUACCAAGCGAUUGCCAAUGAACUGCCGUUGGUGGCGGAUGCUGAAGCGAUUUUCUAUGAGAAAACCUGUUUGAAGGUGCCCGAGGUGUGCAAACAACGCAAAUGGACGCUGACAAAAAUUCCCGGUACGAGUCUGGUGUUUCAGGGAAAGAAGACAAUAGCAACGCUGGUCACGCGACGUGAAUGCGCCGAAAGUUGUCUCUUUGAAAGCGAAUUCAAGUGUUUGUCCGCAUCAUUUGCGCCAUCCUACCGUAAUAAUCGAGAGAGAUUCAGCCAACAUGUGCCACCCGAGCAACAUGCGAGUAACAAUCAACAACUACAACAACAGCAGCACCAACAACAAACGCAGCAGAAUACAUUGGGCCGUUGCAUACUGAGCGAUAAAGAUAAAAUGAUACAACCCGAUGCCUUCCGGGCUGCGCCCUACGAUGAAGAAUACAUGGAAAACCAAUGUUACGAACGACCGAUCGAGAACGAUAGCUGUUCAUACGAAUUGUAUGCGAACAGUAGCUUCAUCUAUGCGGAAGCAAAGUAUUUGGGUUUAACCCAAAAAGAGUGCCAAGCAUACUGUUCGCAUGAGACGAAAUUCUACUGCCAGGGUGUGUCAUUCUACUUUGAGCACGAUCUAAGCAAUUCGGAAUGUCUGUUGCACUCCGAGGACAUAAUUUCCAUGGGACCGCGCAGCUUGAAGUUGCGUGAGAAAUCUGUCUAUAUGCGUCGCGUCAAGUGCUUGGAUGUGCAGGUGUUGUGCACACAAGACGAAAUGACCAUCAAGUAUACGCCGAAAGAUUGGUUUCACGGCAAAAUGUAUGUGAGUAUGCAUUCGGAUCACUGUAUGGCACAGGGCAACGGCACCAGAAGCACCGUGCUCCGCCUGCCGAUCGGUACCGAGGUCAAAGAGAAUCGCUGCGGCAUAUUGCGUGCCUACGAAGUCACCAAAGCAUAUCAGAGAAUCUUUAUAUCCGCUCUUGUGGUAAUUCAAAAUAAUCCGAAUGUGCAAACACAAGGUGACCGUCUCAUUAAAGUCGGUUGCAUAAUGAGUAACUCGACGAUGCGGCAAGGAGGUACUAAUGAGGAUGGCAAUGAUGAGGAUGAGGUUGAGGGCGAAGAUGUACCGAAUGCCAUAGCAUUGGAAUCAUCGCUGGAGUUUUCACAACACACGCUGCCAAAUGAGGGUGCACUGCUCUUCAAUAGCACCGACGUGCCACUGCUGCCGAAGGUAACGCUACAAAUUGUCGAUAUCUCACAUCAACACGAAACGAACGACGUGCAAAUCGGGCAAAAUCUAGAACUACAAAUCAUUGCUGAAUACUCACCACAUCAGCAACAGUUAGUCAAUUAUGCACUGCCGCCAUUGCCCGAUUUUCGCGCAACUUCGUUGAUCGCCAAAACGCAGGAUAAUCAAAAUUUCGUAAAACUGAUCGAUGAACGCGGUUGCCCCGUCGAUGUAACGGUAUUUCCGGCGCUAGAGCGUGUACGCACCACCACACAAAAUAAGCUACGUGCACGCUUUCAUGCUUUCAAGUUUGCCGGUUCCUCAUUGGUGAAUUUCGACGUAAAAAUACGCUUUUGUAUGCAACGUUGUCCGGAGGAUAUUUGCUAUCGCUAUGGUAGCACCAAUGACAGUGAAAAUGUUAGCAACGCAUCGAAUAAUCGUGUGAGACGUCGUCGACGUCAGGUGCAAGCGCGAACGCCGCCACAAGCACAGGAACCACUGCCGCCACUCUCCACACGCUUCAAAGUACAAAAUCCCGUCUACGUCUCGACAGUGAUGGAUGUGGCUGAGGAUCAGCUUGAGCAGAUGAAUUUAACACGUGAUUUAAAUGCGAAAAAUAUGUCCAUGCAGGAUUUGGGCGUACUACCAUUGAACUUUAAUUUGCACGUGCGUGGCCCCGAUCAGGUCAACAGCAACAGCUUUAUUUAUGGCGAGCGAGGCAUCUUGCUGAUUGCGGGCAUUGAUCACAUGCAAUUGGAUAAUUUUUGCUUGAAUCAGAGUCUUCUCAUAGCGUUAUUGAUAUUCUGGUUAAUCUUCCAAGUCGCGCUAAUGUUCAGCUGUUGCUAUGUCAUACAGAAGUACAAACGUUUGGCGAUGAUGGACGAGGAACACCGCAAGAUCAAAGAGAGUCUAGACUACCUUGAAAGUCGGCGCGUGCACUGGGCGGAUCAAGGCGGUUACACACUUUGAUUGCGAAUAUACUUAAAUUAACGUAUUUUGUAUUUCAUUGUAAAUAAACUUUGAUUGUAAUAUUUAAGUCCAAA
Messenger RNA from Bactrocera tryoni, 3045 nucleotides. RefSeq lists its product as uncharacterized. The transcript has 10 exons. Bases 335 to 2971 code for a protein of 878 amino acids. Lineage: Eukaryota; Metazoa; Arthropoda; Insecta; Diptera; Tephritidae. The record is from RefSeq and is a predicted model, not a curated record.